Triticum aestivum (bread wheat) is the source of this 4630-nucleotide messenger RNA. Its product is annotated as kinesin-like protein KIN-12F. The record is from RefSeq and is a predicted model, not a curated record. Gene Ontology annotation, molecular function: ATP binding; microtubule motor activity; microtubule binding. NCBI's taxonomy places the organism in Eukaryota, Viridiplantae, Streptophyta, Magnoliopsida, Poales, Poaceae. Gene Ontology annotation, biological process: microtubule-based movement. Bases 227 to 4471 code for a protein of 1414 amino acids. The transcript is spliced from 16 exons.
AUCCGUGUCCGUCCUUUAAACGACACAGAGAAAAAUCUUCAUGGUCACAGUCGGUGUUUGAAACAAGAAAGUGCGCAGAGCAUCACAUGGAUUGGACAGCCAGAAACUCGCUUCACAUUCGACCACGUUGCUUGUGAGUCAGUGAAUCAGGAAGUGCUUUUUCUAGUUGCUGGUUUACGAAUGGUGGAGAACUGUAUGGCUGGAUACAACAGCUGUGUAUUUGCUUAUGGGCAGACUGGAUGGAAGUGGGAAGACACACACAAUGCUUGGCGAAAUCAGUGAGUUGGGAGUGAAGCCUGGUCCAGAAUGUGGCAUGACACCACGUAUUUUUGAGUUCUUGAUUGCGAGAAUCAGAGCGGAAGAAGAGAGCAGGAGGGAUGAGAACCUUAAGUACAACUGCGAGUGUUCUUUCCUGGAGAUUUACAAUGAACAAAUUACAGAUCUUCUUGACCCUUCAUCCACAAAUCUUCAACUCCGAGAAGAUACGAGGGUUGGUGUCUAUGUUGAAAAUGUGACUAAACGUGAAGUUACGUGCGUCAGUGACAUCAUAACACUUUUGAUGCAGGGUUCUGCGAAUAGGAAAGUCUCUAUGACGCAUAUGAAUCAUGCAAGUAGCCGCUCCCACAGUGUUCUCACAUGCACUAUUGAGAGUAGGUGGGAGAAGGAUUCCAUAUCUAACACACGGUUUGCACGAUUGAAUAUAGUUGAUCUCGCCGGGUCUGAAAGGCAAACGUCAUCUGGUGCUGAAGGUGAGAGGCUGAAGGAAGCUUCUAAUAUCAACAAAUCAUUAUCAACACUCAGCCAUGUGAUAAUGAGUUUAGUUGAUCUUACACAUGGAAAGAAAAGGCAUGUUCCUUACAGGGACUCAAGAUUGACGUUUCUUCUCCAGGAUUCACUUGGUGGAAACUCCAAGACAUUGAUCAUUGCAAACGUCAGCCCUUCAUUGUGUUCAAGUAAUGGAACACUCAGUACUCUCAAGUUUGCUCAGCGUGCAAGGCUCAUUCAGAACAAUGCGGUUGUCAAUGAAGAUGCUAUAGGGGAUGUGCGUGCUUUGCAAGAUCAGAUACAUGUCCUGAAGGAGGAGCUUGCUGUCAUCAACCUUGAACAUGUGCCUCGAACACAUGGAGCCCUUGAAACUGAAGAGCAGCGCAAAGCUGAGGUUGUUUGUCAUCUAUGUAAGGACAGGGAAUCUGCCAUUUGCGAAUUGCAGAUACUGCGGUCUCAAUUUACCAAGCUUCUGCAAGAAAAGGAAAAUGCGGAAGAAUGCCAUCUCUGGAGUCAAAGAACUAUUAAAGAUUUAAGUUCUGAGGCCCUUGAAUUGAAGUCAGAAAUAAUUGACAAAGAGAAGGGCUAUGAAGCUAGAAUGAAAGAAUUGGAGAUAGAUAUGCAAGAAAAGGAUUGUGAUGCCACAACAUCACUUAUUUUAUGGCAUAAAGAGAAAGAGGUACUUGAAUUUGAGCUCUCAGAGGCAAAAUGUCUUGCACAACAGAAAUCAACUGAGGCAUCAAUUCUUUUUGCCAAGUUUCAAGAGGCACAGGCAACUAUAGCUGAUGCAGACUCUACAGUCAAGGCACUUGAAUUUGAGCUCGCAGAGGCAAAAUGUCUUGCACUACAGAAAUCAGUUGAGGCAUCAAUUCUUUUAGCCAAGUUUCAAGAAGCACAGGCAACUAUAGCUGAUGCAGACUCUACAGUCAAGGCACUGGUGGAAUUGAAUGAAAAUGCAAAACAUCAAGCAGAGAAGUACAAGCAAAAGGAAUCUUCAUUUACUAUUGAAAAGGAUGACUUGCUAAGUGAGGUCAGUAGUUUGAAGAUGCUGCUGGAUGUGAAGGAACUAACUUACCUGGAUAUGGAAAAUAAAUUUGGAUCAAGCCUGCUUGAAGCAAAUGAGGUAGCUCUUGAACUGGAAGAUGGCAUCAGACACCUGAAGAAUUCGCUAGCGGAGAACCUUGAGUUUGUUUUGUCUGAUAUUGAAUGGAUGAAGUCAAAACUUCAGCAGUUUGCAGAGUUGGCAAGAGCUUGGUUGGAGGAGAAUUGGUUAGAGAUAAUUGGAAAAGAUUAUGCUGUUUCUGUGUUACACCUCUGCCAUAUGGGGAUUUUGUCGGCGAGAAUUACUGGGCUGCAUGCAGAAAAUGGUCUCCUUCAGCGUGGGAUCCGCGAAUCUGAUUCUUCGAUAUCUAUGCUGCGAGAGCACAAUGAUAAAGCAAAGAAUGAACUGGAAAUGUGUAGUGUUCUCAAAAGAAAGUUACUACUCGACAUCAACAGCAGGUUUUGUUGUAUUGCCAAGAAGGAACAAGAAGCAACUGAACUGAGCUCAAGAUUGGAUUCUUUCGGGAAGAAAGUUAUGCAUUUGCAAGCACAAGAAAAAGCAAUGUUGGCACGGUCAGGUUCCAUGUAUAAUGAGCUAUCCGUUUUGACUGAAGAGAUUGAUGCUACCAACAGGAGUUCUUUGGCAGCUCAAUCCAAAGAAAAAGAAGAGCUGCAUAACCAGUUGGACAAAGCUUUGUUUCUCAAUAGAAUGUUAAAGGACACGAUGCUUAAGGUUGUGAGUCUGCCUGAAGUACACAGUGGUAUACCUGCAAAUGAUAUUAACGGGUGCAAUGAAUUUGAGUUGUGCAGUUGGCUUGUAAACUACCACCACGAGUCGGUUAUGAUCAAUACAAUUAAAAAUGAUAUUGAAUCUUUUGUUUUUGCUUCAGAAUUGGAGCAACACAAGGUACAACUGCAAAAACAGAACCUUAUGUUUACUGAAGUACUUGAACGGAUGAAGACAGAAGUAACUUUGUGGAGAGUUGACCAGGAUUUGGGCAGUGUUGCAAUUUAUGAUUUACAUGAGGAGAACAGUAAUAUAAUGAUUCAUUUGAAGAACCUGAAGCGGGACAAGGAUGAAGUUAUGGAAAGCCUACUUGCAAUGAGCAAGGAAAACCCAAAACUUAGUUAUGUAAUUGACUCCUUAGAGUCCAACAUCAGAUCCUUGCAAACAGAUCGAGAUGGAAAAGCCAAAGAUCUUAUGGAGUUGCAAUGCUCCCAUGCAGCCUUAUGUAAAGAGCUUGAGUUGAAAGCCAAGGUCAUUAAACUCGGAAUUUCAAUUGAAAAUGCUUUGAAGUCAGAGAAUGAUUCACUGAGACAUGAAAUGCUACAUAUUCUGCGCAAGGACAGCAGGAUGGUUGAUUUGGUUUCUAAUAUUGAUAUGGAGAAGUUAUCUGUCUCCAUUCAAGCAUGUUUGGAACAAAUUACUGCUCAAGUACAAAUGUACAUCGAUGAACAAUCAACCAUGAUGAUGAAGUUGUCCAAUGACUUAAACUUGGUUCAAUUGUCUGUUGAGGAAUUGAGCACCCAUAAUUCCUCUUUACAGUCUGAACUAGCUAGGAAAGAUGAAUUGGCAAAGGGCUUGUCAUUUGAUCUUAGCAUACUACAGGAGUCAGCAUCUGUUGCAAAAGGUCAAGCAGAUCAACUUGUUGCGUUGGCUGAAGCAAUUAAAUCAUUAGAACCUGAGGUUGCUUCUAAAUCACAUGAUCUUGAUAAUCUUGUUUCUGGAAGCCAGCCACUAGAAGCUCAAAUCAUGAAGAGUAAUGAAAAGAUUUCGGUGCUAGAGGAGCAACUAGCAAGUACAGUUGGUGAACUAAAUGCAGUUUCUGUGGAGAACACUGAAUUGAGAUCUCAGCUCAACCAUAUUGAACGGAUCAGUUACUCUAGGAAAGAGGAGUUGGCCCAUAGAAGUAAUUCCACUGAAAGAAUGGAAGAAGGGUUGAUUGAGCUGAGAAAUUUACUUGAUGAAAGGAACAACUUAUUUCAAAACUUGCAAAAUGACUUCUCCAAGCUUUCCUACGAGAAACAAUACUGUGACUCUCAGGUGCUUAUGUUGAGAGAGAAGCUGGAGAUGGCUCAGGCAGUGGCCGAAAAAAAUGAAGCAAUUGCUAUGGAUGCUCGACAGAUAGCGGAUGAAAGGAAGACAUAUGCUGAAAAGAAGGAUGAAGAAGUAAAACUAUUGGAGAGGUCAGUUGAUGAUCUUGGAACUGAUGUAUGUGCUGUGGAGAACCUGGUGCGCGACAUCAAGAAGGAAGCAGAACGACAAAGAAUGCAGAGAGAAGAAUUAGAGGUGGAGCUGCAGAAAGUCAGGCAACAAAUGUCAGCUGUACCAUCCUCUGGGGAAGCAGGGAGUUCUGUGGAAGAUAAAAGGAUUGAUUUGACUGACUCAUUCAGACACUCAAGAAAUGUACAUAAUGACAAUGAACUUGAUGAGCAGCAGGGGAAUAAUCACCAAAGCAUCGAGCUUCCUGAUAAAAGGGUUACAAAAAUCUCAAGGUCAAAAACUGAGCUUGACAUGCACUGUACACAGCAACCCAUGUCUAAUGAAGAUCCCAGAGUGCAACAUCUUAUGGAAAAACUGAAAAGAAAGCAAGCUGCAAUUCGGAAGGCGCGCAACUACAAAAAUCCCUCACCAGACUAUAGCUGGGUCAACAGCUUGGGGUAGCUGGGUCAAAAUCAGGACAAUUUUUUUGUCUAGCAGGAUGUUGUUGAAUGGCAGCAGCGUCUUGAAAGUAGAUGGAGUAUAGCUUUGUCGUUGUACUUAUGAUUGUGCUAACUUGAUUGAUGGUGAACCUAACUUGAAAUUGAGUUAAAUAUAAUGCAA